CAUGCCAGCCGAAAGAAAAAAUAACGUUUUAACAUACGAAGGGUGUAAUUAUUUACGAUAUCGCUUAUUAUUGUCAACAUUAUCCGGCAAGCCUGUGCGAAUUACAAAUAUUAGAGUUAAAGAUGACUAUCCAGGAGUUAAAGAGUACGAAGUCAGUUUUAUUCGCUUAUUGGAUAAAAUAACAAAUGGAUCAAGAAUAGAAUUAAAUGAAACAGGAACUAAUUUAUAUUAUAAUCCUGGAUUAUUGUACGGUGGUGAAUUAGAGCAUGAUUGUAAUGUACAACGAGGUAUUGGUUAUUAUCUAGAAGGAAUUAUGAUGUUAGCUCCAUUUUGUAAAAAAGCUGUGGAUAUAAAACUCAAAGGAAUCACUAAUAAUACAAUAGAUCCUUCUGUGGACAGACUAAAGGCAUGUGCUGUACCUAUAUUGAAAAAAUUUCUGUCUGGUGAUAAUGAAGUUAUCUUUACCAUUAAUAAAAGAGGAGCUGCACCUCUAGGUGGUGGAGAAAUUAAAUUUAAAUGUCCUCCUAGUCGUAAUCUUAGAAGUAUCCAAUUUCAAAAUAGUGGAAUGGUGAAAAGGAUCAGAGGUACUGCAUGUAGUAUACGUGUAUCUCCUGCUAUUGCUAAUCGAAUUGUGGAGUCUGCUAAAGGUAUACUGUUAAACUUCCUGCCAGAUGUUUACAUUCAUACAGAUCAUUGUAAAGGUGCAUCUAGUGGAAAAUCACCAGGUUUUGGAGUAACUUUAUCAGCUGAAACAACAACUGAUGUUAUUUUUGGUGGAGAAGCAUUUUCACCUCUAAUGACAGCAGCUUCUUUGCCUUGUGUACCAGAAGAUAUUGGUAAAGAAGCAGCUAUGAAAUUAGUUAAUGAAAUUUACAGAAAUGGUUGUGUAGAUUCAGCUUUUCAAGCUAUGACUGCAAUGUUUAUGGCAUUGGGUAGGAAAGAUGUGUCUAAAGUUGUAACAGGGCCUUUAUCACCAGCAAUGAUACAAUUUUUACGCGAUUUAAGAGAUUUCUUUGGAGUUGUUUUUAAAAUCGAGCCACUUAAAGAAGAAGAUGAAAUAUUAGAACAAGUUGUCUUAACCUGUAUAGGUGUAGGAUAUACUAAUAUAAAUAAACGAACAUUGUAAAA
Bombus huntii is the source of this 1128-nucleotide messenger RNA. RefSeq names its product RNA 3'-terminal phosphate cyclase-like protein (gene Rtc1). Gene Ontology annotation, cellular component: nucleolus. Bases 2 to 1126 code for a protein of 374 amino acids. The record is from RefSeq and is a predicted model, not a curated record. Lineage: Eukaryota; Metazoa; Arthropoda; Insecta; Hymenoptera; Apidae. Gene Ontology annotation, biological process: endonucleolytic cleavage of tricistronic rRNA transcript (SSU-rRNA, 5.8S rRNA, LSU-rRNA); ribosome biogenesis. Gene Ontology annotation, molecular function: RNA endonuclease activity. The transcript has 7 exons.